Messenger RNA from Acanthaster planci (crown-of-thorns starfish), 2970 nucleotides. RefSeq lists its product as uncharacterized. NCBI's taxonomy places the organism in Eukaryota, Metazoa, Echinodermata, Asteroidea, Valvatida, Acanthasteridae. The record is from RefSeq and is a predicted model, not a curated record.
UGGAAGUACUCGGCACACGGCUAGUGGUAAAUCACCCUCUACUUGGGAUGUUGCAGCUGCAGAGAGGGAAACACGAAAACGGCAUAGACAUGGCUCUAAAAUUGUGUACCUACAGUUUCAGGCUGCAUGACUGUUGCCUAAGAAACAUCCCGACCUGAAUCAGUCUAUCAUUUAUGUGGACCUCCUUGCCCGAGCACCAUAUGGCAAACUAAUAAGCCAUGAAUAUUAAUCAGGAAGAUGUCACUGGCCAUGCGGGUGAACCCAAUAACAAUGUUUCCUGUGGUGGUUCAGUGGAGGAGGCCACAGGAUGCGUCAGUUGUAGUGAUCAGUCGGUGGGUAGUGCGUGUAGUAGUCAAGAGAUUGAUGCUGGUGAAUGGCAGUUGCAGCGGGAGGUUACUGCGGACACAACAUGCCCCAGCAGUUGCUGUGACGAAGGGAACACUGGGCAAGUGCAGUUGGGGGAUUCAUUACAAUACAGCCAGAGGGAUUGUGGACGUGUGGCCCAGGGAGAGUCUGGACUUGGCAGGACUAGCCAAGAUUUGUUGGAGGCAGAGGUCACCACUUAUCUUGAAAGUGACCAAGGGCAGGUUGGAGGUGGUCAUUUGCCUGGGCUUGUCAAAACUGACCCUGGCAUAAUAGCUGGUGUUUGCCCGGAGCCAGGACCAGAUAACCAGACAGAAGGGGACACCCUCACCAUGAGGAACUGCACCUGUGACGAGGGCUCGCUUUGCUACUGCCCGUCCUCCUUCUUUGAUAGCAGGAGUGACGUGCAAGACGUCAGGUGUCAGAGUCUGAAGAAGUCCUCAAGGAACAUGACAUCUUGGGCUGGUCCAGUGAAGAACAAGGAUUUAGAGAAGGACAUGGACGCGAGGGAUUCUUGCCAAGCAGGAGAUCACAUCAGAGAAAUUGAACGAUGAUGAUGCAAAGGCUGCAGUAGAGGAAACGGAAGAUGUAAAACAGUGCAAGAGUUUCAUGGAGGACCUUGUAGAUCGCAUCUUCAAUAACAGUGCCAGUAUCUGCCAGGAGGACAGUGCCAAGUUUGGAGAGUAUUGCCGAUUAGCAAUAGGUCGUCAGUGGUUUGCCAGACUUGUGGACAGCCAGCGAGUAAACUGCAAGAAAGUGACGGAGCAGACAUUUUACCGACUAGUCCAGUUCUUUGCUGUCUGCUUGUUUGAAUGCAAUGACGCUGAUGACUUCACACCAGGAAAGAGCCUCAUGAACAUGUGCUUCACAUUCUAUCAUGAACAUGAAGGUGUUCCUAGAUGUGACGACACAACGCAGAAGAGUUUCUUGUACAGCCAUUUGACAGAUCAGCCUAUAUGGAAAUCGCUGCGUUUCUGGAAUGCUGCCUUCUUUGACGCUGUCCACCAGGAGCGGAAGCAGCGGCAGCCCGACCACCAGGUCAACUGGCGCCACCUGACCACGGAGGAGCGGGAGAACACGGAGAUCCUGAACGAGAACAUCACCUUCGGCCAGCUGGUCACCUUCCUGCACAACAUGAUGGAGCUGGAGUUGUCACAACAGAUGUGCCAAGAGUUUCUGGACAAGAUGGCUACCAUCGGAAACCUGAGCGCAGAACAAAAGGAUCUUAUUCAGAGCAAUAUCGGCAAUCACUUCCAUGCUGAGGAUAGCAACAAGAGCAGGAAACACCAAAGGCCAUUCAACAAGCUAAGUUUCAUGAAACGAAAGGUAGGACGGGAGGCCAUGGUUUGAGUUUUUCCCAAAGAAGACCCACCGGUAUUGGCCACCAGGCAUAUGUGUGGGUAACAAGGAUAGCAGAGCUACAAGACAGUUUUUGGCCUGCCAAGGCCCCUGAAGCACUGAAGCCAGUGGAGAGUGAGUACUACCGAGAUGGGAGUAACUUGCAAACACUCAGGUAAUUGGGUGUCACUGAUUUGCGGCCACCUAACGGGCAAUUGGUCCUAUGAGGAAAGCGGUCAUUGCAGUCAAAGGUUGUACAUAAUAACUGUAUUUUUGAGGCAAUUUUAUGGUGCAAAAUCUGUGUUUCACUUGGAAUAUGUAAUUUUCGAAGAGUUUUCUUUUUCCAGUGCCCCAAAUUCUUGACACUGCUUAUUGCAUGAUUAAUUGGUAAUGGAAUCGUUUUUCAGUUCAUUUAAGAAGGUAGAGACCCGAAGCACAGCAAGUGCAUGUUGUGAACCUAAACUCCCUAGGGUAUGUGCAAAAUCAUAUUAAAAAUUAGAGGAUUCAGGAAUGUUAGGGUUAAGUAGCAAACUUAUCUUCUGUUGAAGUCAGCCGUAAAUAACAAGCUAUAAACCAUUAAAAGGUGUUGUGCCAUUCAGUCCAGCCUGGACAUAGUUUGGAUUCUGCAAGGAAUGUAUGCACAAGGGGUGUAACGCCAAGACACUAAUAAGUAUUAGCAACUCAUGUCACUUACUUGCUAAUUAGCUGUGAGCAUUCAUUGUCCAUGAUGCCGCUAAAUGUCAUUCACGAUUGGGUAUGCGUUGUCAGAAAGUUUAGUAAACUGCCAUGUGCGUGACAGGCCCAACUACUGACUGUGUUCAGAUGUGGAGACUGAAAUUUCCCACCAUAAACUGAAACGGAAGAAAUACACAUAAACGCUUUGAGAAAUGAUGUAUUAAUCAUUUAUAAAAUGAAGCAUGCAUGCUAUAAUGCCUUGCAUGAAAGGAGUUUAUAUUUACUUGUUAAAUAUACAUUAGGUAUCAGUAUUAUUGACGCGAGUUUGUGUUUAAGACAGAAAUUGAAGCAUUAUUUAUUUCAUGGUUGUUGGGUUUUAUUAACUACAGUUAUUUAUCAAGCAAUUACUUGUGAAUUUGUCUUUUGUAAUAAAUGCAAAUGCAUAUAUUUGGCAGGUUGUUGCAAAAUGAUACCUUAACUCACAUGUAUUAACAAGUUACAACUCUGGAGGGAAUUAUUUAUUAACCACUUCCUGCCGGGGCGGUUAUCAAUGUUGAUGAUGCUGGGCCGGGAUAUUUAUCUUUUUUUUCUGUU